AUGUACCGUUUGCUUCGUCUUCUUCCGCUGGUAGCGGCAAUCACAACCGCAGCUGCAAGACCGGGAUCUAAACCAGCUGCUAAACCCACGCCUUACUCCAAUGUCGUCGUUUUCGACCCUCCCAGCAACUACACAAUCCCGCGCACCCUCUACGCACGCAAUGAGCAAUUACCCAACGGUGACCUCCUAGCCACCUGGGAAAACUACUCCCCAGAACCCCCAAUCGUCUACUUCCCCAUCUACCGUUCCACCGACUUUGGGGAGACCUGGUCUCCGCUCUCCGAGGUCCACGAUACCGCUAAUGGCCUGGGUCUGCGAUACCAGCCGUUCCUCUAUUCUCUCCCAGAGCGCAUCGGCCGUUUCCCAGCCGGAACCCUGUUGCUCGCAGGAAGUAGUAUUCCAACCGACCUGAGCUCGACUCAGAUCGAUCUCUAUGCCUCGCAUGAUAGCGGCCGCACAUGGAAGUUUGUCAGCCAUAUUGCUCAUGGCGGAGAGGCCGUUCCCGAUAACGGGUUGACUCCUGUUUGGGAGCCAUUCUUGAUGGCAUACAAGGGCAAGUUGAUCUGCUACUACUCGGACCAGAGAGCCAAUACGACCCACGGUCAGAAACUGGUCCACCAGACCAGUAGUGAUCUGUUGAGCUGGGGACCUGUCAUAGACGAUGUUGCAUACCCCACCUACACAGAUAGACCCGGUAUGCCUGUUGUCGCCAAGCUCCCCAACGGCAAAUACAUCUACACCUACGAAUACGGCUCUUUCUUCGGGACAUCCUCCUACUCUUUCCCCGUGUACUACCGCAUCAGCGCCGACCCCGAGGGGUUCACCGACGCAGAGCACCACCGGCUUACCGUCUCCGAUGGCACAGCCCCUACCGCCUCGCCUUACGUUGUCUGGACCCCAUGGGGUGGCGCCAACGGAACCAUCGUCGUCAGCUGUGGCUCUCUGAGCACCGUGUUCGUGAACCAGGCUCUCGGCGAGGGCAAGUGGACUGAAGUGGCCACCCCCGAAGCGUACAGCUACACCCGUUCCCUGCGGAUCUUGAGCGAAGACCCGCGCAUGCUGCUGCUUAAUGGUGGCGGCGUUCUAGGCGGUACUAGCAAUGCGGUUACUGUCAGCGUGAUGAAUCUGGAGGAGGCUCUGGCUGAUCUGUAG
Messenger RNA from Aspergillus ochraceoroseus IBT 24754, 1152 nucleotides. Its product is annotated as sialidase family protein. The transcript is spliced from 4 exons. NCBI's taxonomy places the organism in Eukaryota, Fungi, Ascomycota, Eurotiomycetes, Eurotiales, Aspergillaceae. The record is from RefSeq and is a predicted model, not a curated record. The coding region runs from base 1 to 1152 and encodes 383 amino acids.